Molecule: messenger RNA, 3853 nt
Organism: Monopterus albus (swamp eel)
Lineage: Eukaryota; Metazoa; Chordata; Actinopteri; Synbranchiformes; Synbranchidae
Gene: dcbld2
Product: discoidin, CUB and LCCL domain containing 2
Exons: 15
Coding region: 235-2295 (686 amino acids)
Biological process (GO): wound healing
Cellular component (GO): plasma membrane
Molecular function (GO): signaling receptor activity
Source: RefSeq, a predicted model, not a curated record
GCCUCAAUGGAGGAAGCAGCUUCACAGAUUAGAUGUGUGUGAGAACACUUACUUCCAUAGUGAGAGUGUCGCUAACCACUGGAAGUAAAACACAACCCCAGGAGAAAGCCACAUGGGAACUCGCUCUCGAGGAGUUGAAGACCAUUAGGAUAUAUCGUUUAUUUUCGUCGGUACAGGUUGAAGCGGUGCAACCGGUCCAGAAACGAGCAGUAUGCAUUCAGACUGCAGGCUGCUAUGGGCAGAGCGGUAAUGGUGGGCAGGGGACCGACAGGGGCCGGGGUUCUCAUCCUGUCGAUUCUCAUCAUUCUCACCUCGGAAGGCUGUCGAGCCCAGAAAGGUGAUGGCUGUGGCCCCACUGUACUUGGCCCCAGCAGUGGGACUCUGUCCUCUCUGGGUUACCCGGGGACAUACCCAAACAACACGGUGUGUGAGUGGGAGAUCGCUGUGCCUCGCGGCAACAGGAUCCACUUUCGCUUUGCCGAGCUGGACAUAGAAGACAGCGACUGCCAGGUCAACUACCUCCGCCUUUACAACAGCACUGGUCCCGAAAGGAGUGAUUGGAUGAAGUACUGCGGUUUGGGUCUAAAGGUUAAAGAGCUGAUCGAGUCCACUGGCAACAAGGUCACUGUCCAGUUUAUGAGUGGGACCCACCACACUGGCCGAGGAUUCUACCUGUCCUACUCCACCACUGAACACACAGAUCUCAUCACCUGCCUGGACAAAGGAACUGAUUUCCCUGAGGCAGAGUUCAGUAAAUACUGUCCAGCUGGCUGCUUGACUUCGACCGAGGAGAUUUCUGGAACUAUACCUAAUGGAUAUAGAGAGUCCUCUCCUCUGUGUUUGGCGGCCAUCCAUGCAGGUGUGGUGUCUAACGCUGCAGGAGGGAGGAUCAGUGUGGUCAGCAGCAAAGGCAUCCAUCAUUACGAGGGCACACUGGCUAACAAUGUCACUUCCACUCCAGGAACUUUGUCAAACAGCCUCUUCACCUUCAGAACCAGUGGCUGCUAUGGGACGCUGGGUUUAGAGUCUGGCAGUGUUGCAGACACUCAGCUCUCUGCUUCGUCUGUGGGGGAGUGGAAUGGUGAGUGGGCGGCAUCAGGGGCACGACUUAAAAAGGCAGGCUUGCCUUGGGCGCCCUCUCAGACUGACCAGCAGCAGUGGCUACAGAUUGAUCUCAAGAGGGAGAAGAGGAUCACAGGCAUCACCACCACAGGCUCCACACUGAGAGAGUACCAGUCCUAUGUCUCAGCAUACAGGGUCCUAUACAGUAACGAUGGCCAUCAGUGGUCCAUCUACAGGGAAACAAAUUCUACACAAGACAAGAUUUUCCAAGGCAAUGUAAACUACCUGCAUGAGGUGAGGAAUAACUUCAUUCCUCCAAUUAAAGCCCGGUUUCUGAGGAUAAAUCCCACAUUAUGGCACAAGAGAAUUGCGCUCAAGUUGGAGCUGCUUGGUUGCCAACUUCCUGCUGCCAAACCAGGGCCGAGGAUGUCACCGCCUAUUCGCCAUAUUCCACGUCCUGCGGGUACAAAACACCCACCUCGCCUUGGCCAAACCACACCCACCCCAGACAUCCGAAACACCACUAUGCCGCCUGACACCAGCAGAGAUGUGGCGCUGGCAGCGGUUCUGGUUCCCGUGUGGGUGAUGGUUCUGACUGCUCUCAUACUGACUGUGGUUUGUACUUGGCACUGGAGGAACAGAAAGAAGAGCUCUGAGGGAACAUAUGAGCUUCCUCACUGGGAUCGCACAGACUGGUGGAAAAGCAUGAAGCAGCUGCUGCCAUCCAAAAUGGUGGAAACUGAAGAAUCAGUUCGGUACAGCAGCAGUGAGGUGGGGAGGGGUGCAGUACCAAGACUACACGCUGAACCUGCAGAAUAUGCCCAGCCGCUGGUGAGCGGUGUUACAACAUUAGGUGCACGUUCAACUUUUAAACCAGAUGAGGGUCCUGACCCGGGCUACACUGAUCCAGAUCUGUACGACGCCCCCAUCUCACCAGACAUAUACCAUGCCUACGCAGAGCCUUUGCCAGCUUCAGGAUUUGAAUAUGCUACACCCAUCGUGGUUGAUAUGGGUUGCCAUCCAUCAGGAGGAUCCUCUUUGAACCAGCCCACCACUGUGUGUAGUUUUGUGGGUGCUGGGCCUGCCUCCCUGCUCACACAGACAGAAAGUGACCAGUUAGGGAGGCUGGCAUAUGAUACACCCAAAAAUGCCACUGGACAGGUCACAGCCACUGAGGAUCUGACCUAUCAGGUACCUCAGAGUAGCACCCAGAAGCUAAUGGGACAGAGCUGAGCAGCUAGGAUGCACAUGGCCUUAACCUACCCUUCACUGUUCAGCACAGCCCAGUAGAAAAACAUAAGGUUGUUAAAGGAGGAGGAGGUGCACCUGAGAGUCCUGAAGCCUGGGCUUGAGUCUUGAAUGAACACUGCCUUUAGCUUUAGAUUAAUCUGGAGAUGUCUGUACUUCCUAAUUGUUUCUGCAUGGCCACAGACUGCUUGUGUGCUGCCAUCACAGUCCUAUCACUGAAACCCCAACGAUGAAUGUGCUUGUUUGUGCCAGGUGUGAGAGUUGGAGGCAGAUGAAUGAAAGUAUGAAAAGGAGAAAGCUGACUACUGUUUGAUAAAGACUUUGUCCCUGUUCUGUGAUUCUUACCUUUUGUGAAACUCUGACUUUUAUCAGUCCCAUUAUUAUUCUGUUACAUACUGAACCAAGUUCAAUUGAAAUACACCUGAUGACUAACAUUCAAACAUAAGGGAUCUCUUAACUAACAGCAUGUUGCAUCAAGUACCCCAGAUUCAAGGUAAAAAAAAAAAAAAAUCUUUUCUGGUGAAACUAGUUUUCCAUGGUACGUUUUGUCUUAUUUUGUUUAAAAGCAUGACUUGAAAUGUGUAUAGUUCUAGUAAUUCCAUUACUGCAAACCUGUUGGAACUUUCAUAUAUGAUUUACUGAUAUUUAUUUUUGACAUCCUGCUGAUAAGGGAGACAGUGAAAAUGACCUACCAUCACCCUCACUGGUAACAGAUCAGAACAUCGUAAUUGCACUGUUGCAGACACCUUAUUGGCAGCCAGCAGUUUUUGAUAAAUCCUUUCAGAUGUUGUAUGAGAACUUGGAGAGGCUGAUUGGGAGAAUCAAUCCAGUGAACCUCCCAGUGUGAAAAAACUUUAGUAUUGGAGACCAAAUGUUGCCUUUUUUAUGUUUACAUCAUGGGUAUUCAUCACAGAUCUGACUUUCACAGUUGUGCCAAUAUUCUAAGUGUAGCCAAAUAAACAGACCUAGUUAGAUAUCACAAAAAAGGUACAGAGAAAAGAGGUAGAUAGGCAACUCUGUUACAUCUGAUAAUUCAUAGUUUUCCGUGUGUUUGAUUAUUUGUGCAUCAUGUUGAUUGAUGUUGAAAUGGGUGUUUGGGCUGUUGUAAUGCAUUUGGGUGUGACUUGUUCCUUCCUUGUAUCUAUGUGCAUCAAUAUCUGUAUGUGUGGUAAGCUGUUUUCCUUUUUUUUUUUUUUUAGACCUGUGAUUUUUGUUUUAAGGACUGGUAAUGAUGUGGAUUAGUUGGUAGUAGGAUGUGUUCAGUCGUCUGUUGCACCAGUAGCCUGCAUUCCUCUCCUGUCCACCUGUGGUUCUGACCUGACCAAACACUCAAAAGGCAGGAGUGCAGAUGGUGAACAAGCUGCUUUAUAUUUUUACAGAACAGCAACCUUACCUGAGUGAUGGUGGUGUUCACAUAGCUGUACCACUAGUCAUGCUUUGAUUAUGCCCAAUGUAGAGUUUUGGUGCUCUGUUUCAUAAGUAGCUGAGCGACAGUCUUCACAAAUGCACUGCAUUUAUAAAAUAAAGCAUUGGUUUUCUUGAA